CUCAGCGACAUGAAAUUUGUGUAGCUGCUAAAGUACGCACUAAAGUUGAUAUUUUUUUUCUUCCGAGUUGUAGGAAGUUAGUUGUCACUUUCUUCAUGGCCAUCGACUCUGCAUUGAUUUGCAAAAUUUCACGGCGCAACUAUCGCAUCAGGUAUAAGGCAUAUACGCAAAUAAUUGACCGGAAAUCUACAUCUUCAAGAUUAUUUUCUCUCGGUCUCCACUGAGUUCUUUUUGGUUUUUCAUCUUUUUACUCGACUCGUAGUUGCAUAUCCUGUAGUUCUGCAAAAUGGCCGGGCAAAUCAUCGGAGGAAAAAAAGGCCCGCCCACGCAUUGGAUUUGCGGGAACUGCAGCAGCAAAAUGAUAUGGAAGAGGAUGAAAUGCAGUAAGUGCCAGGGGUCUCGUCCAGAGCUAGCAGGCCAACAGCCUCAGAUAUCCCCACCGGCUGCACAACGAGAGUCACCGCAUUUUGGUAACAAUCACACUUCAGCAAUUUUCACCCAAUUAAGAAACUCUCCUAAUUUAAUUCUUACUUUACAGUUUCUUGCUGGUAGAAGACAAAGUCCAACAUUUACUUACUUCCAAGCAUCUCGUCGUCAGCAACAACCGUGUAAAAAAUCUUCUGCGUGCAACGAACACUUUAGAUCCGAUGCGCUCCGACUUAACUCGAAGACUCAAGGCGGGCGGAACAAAUAUGAGCGGCCGUAGUGAGAGCUCAACGGGACCGAUAAAAACGUGGAGGUGUCCACAGUGUGCAACCGAAAAUGCUGGAAAUCGUACAACAUGCGGCAUUUGUCCGGCUCGACGACCUUCCGCGGCGGAACUGGCUGCGGCCGAUGAAGCCGCGAGAAAGCUAAAAGAGGCGCGAGAUUUAGCCUGGCAGCAGAGACUUGAUGAGGAACCUCAGGAGGAAGAUGACUUCGAGGAUGAGAAUCAGAAGUCUGAGUCCUCAGAAGAUGAAGACGACUUCUUUCCCUCCUCUCGCGUAAAAAAUGCGGAUGACGGGGUGACCGUUGGGUCUGGCAAAGCGACAAGUUCAACAUCAUCAAGCGCCACAACAGGGGAGGACGGAGCCACAACCGGGACAAAGAAGAAAAAGGUAAUACCAGUGUAUUUACCGAAGCGUGCUCUAGCUCCGGUAGCCGAUGCGAAAGAGCUAUGGCGAAAAGCCACAGGGUCUGCCAACGGUGGCCUAGAGGGGCGAGCAGCCGACGGGUCGGACAUUACAACGGUGAUGACCAGAAAAACAAAGGAAGAACAGCAAGAAUUGAAUGAAUAUAGGAAUAAACGAAGAGACGAUAUGAGGGCAACAUAUGACGACUUUGACAUUGAUGACUUCGGAAGGAAACGAAGAAGACGUUGAGUAUAAUUUUUCCGGGUUCAUCGUGUCUCUUCUUACUUUUUUCAUUCCCAAACUUCGUAUUUUCUGACCUUCAUCAUCACACACGAGGUUCACUUUUCCACCUAUCCGAAG
Amoebophrya sp. A25 is the source of this 1472-nucleotide messenger RNA. Lineage: Eukaryota; Dinophyceae; Syndiniales; Amoebophryaceae. The record is from the annotation of a GenBank genome assembly.